AUGGCUCUGAAGAUGAUCUUUUAUUUGAUUAUGAUAGAGUAGAACGAUUAGAAAAAGCAGAUCGAUUAGGAUCUGAGGAAAAUGAAAUUACAGCAUUAGAUAAAGCUACUGAAUUGGAUGAAGUUACGGAAUUGGAUGAAGAUAUAGAAAUGGAUAAUACUGGUACAUAUGAAGCUUCAGAGGAUGAGGAAAAAGAAUAUUAUGCUGAUGAGAAUGAAUAUGUUAACCGUUUAGUAGAAUCUCAAGAAAUCAAUAUUCUCAAAAAUAAUCUUGAAAAUAUUAAUUUAGGUGAAGAUAACGAAGAGGAUAAUGAUUUAGAAUGA
This is a messenger RNA of Racocetra persica, 323 nucleotides long. NCBI's taxonomy places the organism in Eukaryota, Fungi, Glomeromycota, Glomeromycetes, Diversisporales, Gigasporaceae. The record is from the annotation of a GenBank genome assembly.